GGAAACACCUCUCUCUGCUAUGCAGGCGGUGCAUAUGUAGCGACUGAGCAACGCAGACAGCUCUCUUUAAACACUCAACUUAUGCACGCAUCUGACUGCUACACGUCCAGCUUUCGUCAACAGACUGAAUGCGACAGCAGAUAUCACUGAAAAAGUCGUUCUUCAGUCCUGUCGCUCCGCGCGAGAAGAAACUCACAAGUGCGUUGAACAUAACCAACCUCUUCCGUCUCCCGCAGCUCUGGACUUUUAACACGGAUAAAUGAUGACUUGCCGCAUGCAGAUCGCACCAAAAACACAAGCGACUUCUUUUACCAUGUUUGCACUAUUCGCAUGUUUGUCCUGAUAUGGAUGUCCGUGCUUUAAUCACAUCGUAUGUUGCUGGAUUUUUCAGCUGGGAACAGAAAGUGGGCGUUUUUCUGUACUGAAGCGUUGGAGGAUUUACUGCGAGAACUUGUGUGAGGUAACAUGCAGUAAGUUCCUAAAGGUGUCAGUAUUUAAAAAAGGUGAUUCGUUUCAUAUUUACAUUCAUCGUAUCAUAUCAAUUACUGCAUAAGAAGCUAAAGAUCAUGGGACCGAUUCACUGUUGAUGAAGACGGUGAUGAUGAAGAUGCGCCUUGAUUAAGAAGUAGACACUACGGUUAUUAAGCUGCUACAUACAUGUAGAUAUGGCACAGGAGAGCGUGUACGACAACCGCAAUAUAGUGGUGAAAUAUAUCCACCAUAAGCUAUGGAAGAAGGGUUACGUAUGGGAAGUGAAUGGAUGCGAUGAUGGUGUUUCUAACGGACUGAUGAUGGGGAGACAGGAGGACGGCGUCGUUUCUCCCAGCCGCCGUAACGACCCGUACACCGCUCUUCAUAAGGUGUUACGGGAGGCCGGGGAUGAACUGGAGCGGUUGUAUCAGUCGGACUUUGCCGAGAUGUCCAAGCAGCUGCAUCUCACGACCAUCACGGCGCACCAGCGCUUCACCGCAGUCAUAGACGAGUUGUUCAGGGACGGGGUGAACUGGGGCAGAAUCAUCGCUUUUUUUGAAUUUGGAGGGACCGUUUGUGUUGAAUGCGUGAAUAAGGAGAUGUCGGCGCAGGUUGAUAACAUCGCGGGCUGGAUGACAGAGUACCUGAACGGGCCGCUACACGGCUGGAUCCAGGAGAACGGCGGAUGGGAGGCAUUCGUCGAGCUGUACGGUCGACAAAGAGAUUCUGUGUUUCGCAGUUCCUGGUCAUCAAUAGUGACGGUCUUCAGUCUGGCCGCUCUUGGGGCCGUUGGCUUGACCAUAGGGGCCUAUCUUGCUCAAAAAUGAGGAUUAUUUCCCUCUAUACAUUCCUUCUCCUAUCUGUCUAAACCCCCUUCUCCUUCCCAGAAGACAUCAUGUCCCAGGACUGCACCUCUUCAAAGCUUCUUUCCCACAAAGUCUUUUAUCCUCUUUCGAACACAAAAGACAGCAAAGCAGAAGAUGAACACGCUGCCGUGAAAGCAAGGGCAUGGAAAAAGAGAAAUAAGGUGAAAGAGACACGGGUAGAAUGAGUUCAGAUCUCAAACUGAUUGUCUGACACGCUGCAUGUUUAUUAACAAUUUGAAGUGUAUAUCAGACACUGUUGUACAGUACUUGUACAAUUUUGGAGGAUUGAAAGACAAAACAGAAUGAAGAAAUGUCUUGGAAACGAUGGACAUGGAGGAGGUUUUAAGGAAGGUCCUGGAUGGAAAUUGUUUAGAAGAUGAAUCCUUCGAAUGACAGCAAACAUGCCCUUAUGCUCAGGUCAUCAACCAACCUGUAAAUGGCCUUGAAGGAGAAAGUAUUUUAAAAUCGAUAAAAGAUUGUGACAAGGAAGAGAAAGAGAUUCAAAGAUGAAAUAAACAGCAUGUGUUGUAUUAAGCUUCGCCUUCAGAAUGAAAAAGAGGUUAAACUCCAGAGGUAGAGAAAAGAAACUCUGGGUUUGUAUCAUUGGAUAAAGUAUACCCAUAACACUUGGCUUAUAAUCCAAUAAUAUAAAAACGCAAAUGUCAUUGACAAUCAGUAACCGUUGAUGGGGACCACUGAAAUUAAUGUGAGGUGAAUCCUAACUCGUAAAACUUUUGUUGUUUUGUAUAGUAGCUAGAUUACCAACAAAGCUUUCUUUAAAAUGAAUAUGCCAAACAUUUUGAGGAUGUAUGUAGUGACAUCACACUUAGCAGAAGUCUUAUCUACUAUAAUGUCCAUGCAUGCCCUAAAAGAAUGGUUAACCUUACACUGUAAAAAAGGAUUUGUUGGAUCAACUUAAAAAAGUAAGUUAUCUGGUUGCCUUAAAAUAUUGAGGUAAUUCAACUUAAAAAUAUUAGUUUUCCCAAAAAAAGUGUGUAAAUUGCAUCAACUAAUAUUUUUUAAGUUUAUGGCUACCAGGUAACUUACUUUUUUAAGUUGUUCUUGCAGUGCAUAAACUCAGUAGUCAUUUUUCAUGAAGUAGUGUAUGCACAUCAUAAAACAUAAAAAAAUGCAAAAUUACAAUAAGAUUUUGUAUGCAUAUUGCGUUUAUGACAAUUAAGCACAUUUCAAGUAGCCUAAUGUACAAUGUUUUUAUUUUUGUGUGAAAUGUGAGCAGAAUGUCUUCAUGAGACUCCCCAGUUGUCCAGAUCGGUUUUUCCUAUUAUUAUUUAUUUAUAAAACAUUUAGGGAUCAGUUUGGUCCGGUUUAAACCAAUCCAUUCUGUGUACCUUGGAUUUGGCGUUUACAGUUUUUUUGCCUAAUUUUUGUUCCUAAACCAAAAAGCUUAAACAAAUCCUGCCACACGUUUGAAUGAUUAGAAGGCAGGAAAUGAAACAUUUACGUGCAAGACUUAUGGGCAACUUUACACAGUGUGUGCUAUAAAACCAGCUUUGGUGCUUUUGCAUUGGCUGCUUUCGGGUUCAUGUGGAACUUGGAACAACAGAGAAGCAACAGCUACAUCUUUCCUACAAGGUGACCGUUAUUAAAUGUAUGCGUGGACUGAUGUAGCAUUGUUUUUUUUUUAUAAACAAAAUCUCCUCUACAGUGUCAUUGUAUGGGGUGCUAUUAAACAUUUGAAAAAUAGAUGCGCUUUGACCUUUAGUAGGUCUUACAUUUGUAACAAGUCAAUGUUCCUUGUAUGGAUACCUUUAUGUUCAUUUUAUCAUGUGAUAUCUAAAAUGUAUAGUAUUUUAUUCAACCAUGUUAACAAAGCAGAUAAACUGGCAUGUUGUAGGCUACAUGUGUAAAGGAACUGCCAUGUCUGUACUGUAUGUAUUUGCGUGGUCAAUAACAGCUGUCACAAAAGAAAAUUGAAGCAUAGAAAACAAGUUCGCUUAUAUAGUAAGCAGUGUGUCUGCUCACAAUAGAUGCUGUUUGUCUUUAGUUUACAACUACGACUUUCUUUGACACACUAACUGGCUACAUUUGCUUAAAUGUUUUCAUAACAGAUUGCUAUUUUAUUUAAAUUUUAUGUAUUUAUUUUAGGUACCGUAAUCAUAAAAAUUUCAUUUAUAACAUAAUUUAGGAUUUAUUUUAUUUUUUUAGAUCCUCUAAAGGAUUUGGAGCAAUAUUACACCGUAAAAAAAACAUUUUCGCUCUUAAAUUUUUAAGACUAACUAACUUGAAUUUUCAAUUCAUUUUAAUGGUAUUGACUAGUGAUGAGCUGUUACUUAUAAAAAUGACAUAACUAAAGCAAAUUCAACUUGAUUUAAUAAGUUACAGCAACUCAUCACUUGUCAAGAUUGUUGAAAUGACUAAAAAAAAUCCUAGUUGAUUAAACUUAAAAAUGUAAGUGCAAAAAGAUUUUUUUACAGUGUAGAUCUUAAUUUGCUGAAUUAAUGCUGCUUAAAAAAUUAGUGAUGGGCAAAGAUUAAUUGCGAUUAAUCACAUACAAAAUAAAAGUGAUUUUUUAUGCAUAAUAUAAGUAUGUGUACUGUGUGUAAUUAUUAUGUAUCUUUAACCACACACACAUACAUUCAUUUCAGAAUUUUUUUAUUUAUAUAUCAAUUUUUUAAAUUUAUAUAAUAUAGUGCUGCCUCACGAUUAGUCGCGACUAAUUGUUUGCAGAAUAAACGUUUUUGUUAACAUAAUAUAUGUGGGUGUACUGUGUAUAAUAAUUAUGUAUAAAUACACAUACACACAUGCAUGUAUAUAAUUAAGAAACAUUUGCAUGUGUACAUGUUUAUAUUUAUAUAUAAUCUAUAUUAUAUAUAAAUAUAAAUAUUUAUUAUAUAAAUAAUAUUUUUUUCUUAAAAUUAUACAUUUAUGUGUGUGUAUUUAUAUAAACAUAAUUAUUAUACACAGUACACACACACAUAUAUUAUGUAAACAAAAACUUUUAUUUUGCAAACGAUUAGUCGCAACUAAUAGCACUAAUAUAAUAUAUACACACACACACAUACACACACACUUAAAUGUUUCUUAAAUACAUACAUGCAUGUGUGUGUAUUUAUAUAUACAUAAUAAUUACACACCACACACACACAGAAAUUAUGCAAAAAAAUAUAUAUAUAUUUUGUAUGCAAUUAAUCGCGAUUAAUCUUUGCCCAGCACUAUAAAAAGUAUAAAGAUUAUAACGUCUACAAAUCGUAAUUGCCUGCUAGAUGUGUGGCGAUAUAUUGAAUGUUAAUAUUUCUUUUCAUUUAGUCAAUUCCACUGUUGCUGUAGUCGUGAUUUUGUUUCAUGAUUCAUUCACAA
Messenger RNA from Misgurnus anguillicaudatus (oriental weatherfish), 4655 nucleotides. It is a transcript of the gene bcl2b, whose product is annotated as BCL2 apoptosis regulator b. Gene Ontology annotation, molecular function: BH domain binding. Gene Ontology annotation, cellular component: mitochondrial outer membrane. The record is from RefSeq and is a predicted model, not a curated record. Lineage: Eukaryota; Metazoa; Chordata; Actinopteri; Cypriniformes; Cobitidae. Gene Ontology annotation, biological process: intrinsic apoptotic signaling pathway in response to DNA damage; release of cytochrome c from mitochondria; extrinsic apoptotic signaling pathway in absence of ligand.